Messenger RNA from Sciurus carolinensis (gray squirrel), 684 nucleotides. Its product is annotated as isopentenyl-diphosphate delta-isomerase 2-like. NCBI's taxonomy places the organism in Eukaryota, Metazoa, Chordata, Mammalia, Rodentia, Sciuridae. The transcript is spliced from 4 exons. Bases 1 to 684 code for a protein of 227 amino acids. Gene Ontology annotation, cellular component: cytoplasm. Gene Ontology annotation, biological process: isopentenyl diphosphate biosynthetic process; isoprenoid biosynthetic process. The record is from RefSeq and is a predicted model, not a curated record. Gene Ontology annotation, molecular function: isopentenyl-diphosphate delta-isomerase activity.
AUGUCCCAGGAAAGCAUGACUCACCUUGAUGAACUCCAGACCCAACGGCUGGAGGAGAUGUGCAUCGUCAUUGACAAGCAGGAUCGGGUCAUCGGAGCCGAAACCAAGAGGAACUGCCACCUGAACGAGAGCAUCGAGAAGGGACUGAUCCACCGAGGCUUCAGCGUGGUGCUCUUCAAUACUGAUGACCAGCUCUUGAUCCAGCAGCGAUCAGACGCCAAGUACACCUUUCCUGGGCAUUUUUCCGACUCCUGUUCUAGUCACCCGUUGUACAGCCCUGCAGAACUGGAGGAAAAGGACGCCUUGGGAGUGAGGAGGGCUGCCCUGAGACGCCUGCAGGCUGAGCUGGGAAUUCCCCCGGAGCAGAUUUCUAUAAAGGAUAUAAUUUUUAUGGUACGGAUUUACCACAAGUGUCAAUCGGAUGCUCUCUGGGGAGACCAUGAAGUUGGCUACCUUCUAUUGGUGAGGAAGAACCUCACAGUGAACCCAGAUCCCAGGGAAGUCAAAGACUACCGCUACGUGAGCCGGGAGGAGCUGGCGGAGCUGCUGGACAGGGCGGCCAGAGGGCAGGAGAAGGUCACCCCAUGGUUGAGGAACAACGCAGAGGACUUCCUGUUCAAGUGGUGGGCUCAUUUGUCUGAUGUCUCUGCAUUCGUGGAAGCUGACAAAAUAUAUGGACAGUGA